This is a messenger RNA of Ananas comosus (pineapple), 1512 nucleotides long. Its product is annotated as uracil phosphoribosyltransferase-like. The transcript is spliced from 11 exons. The coding region runs from base 371 to 1039 and encodes 222 amino acids. NCBI's taxonomy places the organism in Eukaryota, Viridiplantae, Streptophyta, Magnoliopsida, Poales, Bromeliaceae. The record is from RefSeq and is a predicted model, not a curated record. Gene Ontology annotation, biological process: uracil salvage. Gene Ontology annotation, molecular function: uracil phosphoribosyltransferase activity.
CGGGUCGAGUCUGGAACUCCCCAAACCUGACUCGCCGAGUCGCAGCUCUCUCGAUAGUCGCGCUCGGGCCCCUUCCGUCGCCGUCGCCGUCGCCGUCUCCGUCUCCCCCACGCAACUCGGCGCUUUUGAGCGGCAUCUCCCGCUAUUUCCAAUUCCAGCGGGAUCGGCGCUUGGCUUAAAAACGCCGCUACAGCUCCCUCCCAAUUCGUCGGCGCCGCUAUCAUUGGAAGCGCUUUUCCCCGCAGCCACUCCUCCCUCCUCUCCCUUCCCCUUUCUCCUCUCUUAAACCCUCACCUCCUCCACUUCCCCUGCUCCUCUCUUCAUCUCCAUUUCAGAAACCCUAGGUACUACCGCUUAAUCUGAAGCCACAAUGGAGAAUCACGCUCUCUCAGACGAGAGGAUCCAGGUGAUUGUUCCGGCGCAUCCACUGAUCAAGCAUUGGAUCUCGGUACUCCGCAACGAGCAGACCCCCUCUUCUAUUUUCAAGAAUGCGAUGGCGGAACUUGGGAGAUUACUUGUAUACGAAGCUUCCAGAGAUUGGUUGCCUACAAUCACUGGAGAGGUUCAGACCCCGGUGGGUGUUGCAACUGCUGAAUUUAUUGAUCCAAGUGAUCCCGUCAUGAUCAUACCUAUUCUGAGAGCUGGUCUUGCACUAGCCGAGCAUGCUUCAACAAUUUUACCGGCAACAAGAACCUACCACCUUGGUAUGCGUAGGGAUGAGACAACUCUACAGCCUUCUGCAUAUCUAAACAAACUACCUGAUAAGUUUCCGGAAGGAUCUCGUGUGAUUGUCAUGGAUCCUAUGCUUGCAACUGGUGGGACAAUAGUUGCUGCAAUUGACUUGCUGAAGGACCGCGGAGUUGAGAGCAAGCAAGUAAAAGUUAUAUCAGCUGUUGCUGCUCCUCCAGCACUUGAGAAGCUCAGCAAGAAAUUCCCAGGGCUUCAUGUGUAUGCUGGAAUGGUAGAUCCAGUUUUGAAUGAGAAAGGGUUCAUAGUCCCAGGGUUGGGAGAUGCUGGGGAUCGCAGCUUUGGUACCUGAAUUUGGUGUUUUCUCACUUGGCCUUAGUUUUGUUACCCAACAAUCUUAAAGUGAAAGAUGAAAUUCAGGACAUUGCCUAAGAUGAUCAUUAUUUCAUUUCCCAAUUGUAGCAUUAACUAAUUUGUUUUUUUGUUUUUUCCUUCUAUUUAUAGUUAAAUACUUCUUGUGGUCGAACGUACAAGUACAGCAAGCAGGUCGCCAGCUUGAUAUGGAAAACUAAAACAUCACAAUUUAGAUAAGAUGAUACCUCUGCUGAGUCAAACUGAGAAAGCGUUGGGUUUUGGAAUUGUCGUUCCUCAUCACACGUUUAUUACAAGUCAUUGAAUGUCAUUAUUGGUUUUUUUUUGAGAGAUAAUGUCAUUAUUGGUUUGAAUGUAGACAUUCUAUUGCCAGCGUCGGAUUCUGGAAUUGAUUUACCACAAACCAUUGAAUGGCAUUAUCGGUUUGAAUGGAGACAAAAAUUAAAAAUUAUA